This is a messenger RNA of Sorex fumeus (smoky shrew), 8137 nucleotides long. It is a transcript of the gene MUC2, whose product is annotated as mucin 2, oligomeric mucus/gel-forming. Gene Ontology annotation, cellular component: extracellular matrix. Gene Ontology annotation, molecular function: protein binding. The record is from RefSeq and is a predicted model, not a curated record. The transcript is spliced from 49 exons. Lineage: Eukaryota; Metazoa; Chordata; Mammalia; Eulipotyphla; Soricidae. Bases 1 to 8121 code for a protein of 2706 amino acids.
AUGGGGCUGCCUGCAGCCCGCCUGGUGGCCCUCUGCCUGGCCCUGGCCUCGGCCGGGGCCGACGAGCUCCGAAGAGAAGGCAGGACCCGGAACCACGGCCACAACGUCUGCAGCACCUGGGGCGACUUCCACUACAAGACCUUCGAUGGCGACGUCUUCCGCUUUCCUGGCCUCUGCGACUACAACUUUGCGUCUGACUGCCGGGGGGCCUACAAGGAGUUUGCGGUGCACGUGAAGCGCCAGCCGGGCCAGGGCGGCCACCCGCAGCUCGAGUACAUCCUGCUCACCGUCAGGGACGACACCGUCUACCUCACCCGCCAGCUGGCCGUGGUGAACGGUGCCAUGGUCAGCACGCCGCAUUACAGCCCGGGACUCCUCAUUGAGAGGAACGACGCCUACACCAAGGUGUACUCGCGCGCCGGCCUGUCCCUCAUGUGGAACCGCAAGGACUCGCUCAUGCUGGAACUGGACAGCAAGUUCCGGAACCAUACGUGUGGCCUCUGCGGGGACUUCAAUGGCUAUCAGACCUAUUCCGAGUUCCUGUCCGAUGGGGUGUCCUUCAGUGCCCUGGAGUUCGGGAACAUGCAGAAGAUCAACAAGCCCGAGGCCAUGUGUGAGGACCCUGAGGAGGUCCAGGCCCCCAAGUCCUGCUCAGAGCACCGAGAGGAGUGCGAGCGGCUGCUGAGCCUGCCGGCCUUCGAGGACUGCCAGAGCCGCGUGGCCCGGGAGCUGUACGUGGAGGCCUGCAUGCAGGACCGCUGCCAGUGCCCCGAGGGCGACGCCUGCGUCUGCAGCACCCUGGCCGAGUUCUCCCGCCAGUGCUCUCACGCCGGCGGGCGCCCCGACAACUGGAGGACCCCCACGCUCUGCCCCAAGAGCUGCCCACAGAACAUGGUUUAUCUGGAGAGCGGCUCACCCUGCAUGGACACCUGCUCCCACCUGGAGGUCAGCAGCCUGUGUGAGGAGCACAGCAUGGACGGCUGCUUCUGCCCUGAAGGCACCGUGUUUGACGACAUUGCCGGCAGUGGCUGCAUCCCAGUCAGCCAGUGUCACUGCAAACUGCACGGCCACCUCUACGCCCCGGGCCAGCAGGUCACCAACGACUGCGAGCAGUGCGUUUGCAGUGCUGGCCGCUGGCAUUGCAAGGACCUCCCCUGCCCCGGAACCUGCGCCCUGGAGGGCGGCUCCCACAUCACCACCUUCGACGGGAAGAAGUACACCUUCCACGGGGACUGUUACUACGUGCUGGCAAAGGGUGAGCACAACGACUCCUAUGCCCUCCUGGGUGAGCUGGCCCCCUGCGGCUCCACGGACAAGCAGACGUGCCUCAAGACUGUGGUGCUGCUCCUGGACAGGAAGAAGAACGUGGUGUCCUUCAAGUCUGAUGGCAGUGUGCUGCUGAAUGAGCUGAGGGUGAACCUGCCACAUGUCACUGCGAGCUUCUCCAUCUUCCAACCAUCCUCCUACCACAUCAUCGUGAACACGGCCUUCGGCCUGCGGCUGCAGCUGCAGCUGGUGCCUGUCCUGCAGCUCUUCGUGAGCCUGGAGCAGGCUGCACAGGGCCACGUGCAGGGUCUCUGUGGAAACUUCAACGGUCUGGCGGGUGAUGACUUCAAGACGCCGGGUGGGCUGGUGGAAGCCACUGGGGCUGGCUUUGCUAACACCUGGAAGGCCCAGUCCAGUUGCCAUGACCAGCUCGACUGGCUGGACGACCCCUGCUCUCUCAACAUCGAGACCAACUAUGCCGAGCACUGGUGCUCCCUGCUCCGGAAGGCUGAGACGCCCUUUGCCAGGUGCCACUCGGCUGUGGACCCCGCGGAGUAUUACAAGAGGUGCAAAUACGAUGCGUGUAACUGCCAGAACAGUGAGGACUGCAUGUGUGCGGCUCUGUCUUCCUACGCCCGUGCCUGCGCUGCCAAGGGCGUCAUGCUGUGGGGCUGGCGGGAGCGCGUCUGCAACAAGGACGUGGGCUCCUGCCCCAACUCCCAGGUUUUCCUCUACAACCUGACCACCUGCCAGCAGACGUGCCGCUCCCUGUCUGAGCCCGACUCCCACUGCCUCCGUGGCUUCGCGCCAGUGGACGGCUGCGGCUGUCCCGACCACACCUUCCUGGACGAGAAAGGCCGCUGCGUGCCCGUGGCCAAGUGCUCCUGCUACCACCAUGGCCUCUACCUGGAGGCCGGCGAGGUGGUCCUGCGUCAGGAGGAACGCUGUGUCUGCAAGAACGGGAGGCUGCACUGCAUGCAGGUCAAGCUGCUGGGUCAGAGUUGUGCCACCCCAAAGAUCCACGUGGACUGCAACAACCUGACCGCCCUGGCCACCCGGAGUCCUCGAGCCAUCAGCUGUCAGACCCUGGCCGCAGGCUACUAUCACACGGGCUGCGUGAGCGGCUGCGUGUGCCCCGAGGGAAAGCUGGACGAUGGGCGGGGCGGCUGUGUGGUGGAGGAGGACUGUCCCUGCGUGCACAACAAGGACCUCUUCUCCCCCGGGGACGAGAUCAAGGUGGACUGCAACACUUGCACGUGCCGGAAAGGGCGCUGGGCAUGCACUCAGAACGUCUGCUACGGCACCUGCACCAUCUACGGCAGCGGCCACUACAUCACCUUCGACGGGAAGUACUACGACUUCGACGGGCACUGCUCCUACGUGGCGGCUCAGGACUACUGCGGUCACAACUCCUCCGGGGGCACCUUCAGCAUCGUCACCGAAAACGUGCCCUGCGGCACCACCGGCGUCACCUGCUCCAAGGCCAUCAAGAUCUUCCUGGGGAAAACAGAGCUGAAGCUGGAAGACAAGCACCGCGUGGUGAUUCAGAGGGACCAGGGCCACCACGUGACCUACACCACUCGGGAAGUGGGCCAGUACCUGGUGGUGGAGGCCAGCCUCGGCAUCAUCGUGAUCUGGGACAAGAAGACCACCAUCUUCAUCAAGCUCGCCCCUUCCUACAAGGGCACAGUGUGCGGCUUGUGCGGCAACUUCGACCAACGCUCCAACAAUGAGUUCACCACCCGGGACCACAUGGUGGUGGACAGCGAGCUGGAUUUCGGGAACAGCUGGAAGGAGGCCCCCACGUGCCCCGACGUGAGCAGCACCCCUGACCCAUGCACCAAGAACCCACACCGCCGCUCCUGGGCCGAGAAACAGUGCAGCAUCAUCAAGAGCUCCACGUUCGAGAUCUGCCACGGAAAGGUGGACCCCAGGCCCUUCUACGAGGCCUGCGUACACGACUCGUGCUCCUGCGACUCGGGCGGGGACUGUGAAUGCUUCUGCUCGGCCGUGGCCUCGUACGCCCAGGAGUGCACCAAGGAGGGUGCCUGCGUGUUCUGGAGGACGCCCGACCUGUGCCCCAUCUUCUGCGACUACUACAACCCCCGGGACGAGUGCGAGUUCCACUACGAGCCCUGUGGCAACCGCAGCCUGGAGACCUGCAGGACCUACAACGGCAUCCACUCCAACAUCUCCGUGUCCUACCUGGAGGGCUGCUACCCCCGGUGCCCCCAGAACAAGCCCCUCUUUGACGAGGAUCUGAUGAAGUGCGUGAAGGCAGAGGAGUGUGGCUGCUAUGUGGACGACACCCACUACCCCCCAGGAACGUCCAUUCCUGCUGAGGACGUCUGCCAGUCUUGUGAAUGCAACAACAGUUCACAAGUUGUCUGCCGCCCAGAUGAAGGGAAGAUUUUCAACUUCACCCAGCAUGGCUCCUUCUGCUACUGGGAGAUCUGUGGGCCCAACGGGACAACGGUGCCGCACUUCAAUAUCUGCGUGUCCACCCCGACGCCUUCGACCUACCCAACGUCACCCACCAGCCCUGCGGCCACCACUAGCACUACCACUAGCACCAGCACUGUGCUGACACCCAGCACAGGUGAGGAAGUGUGCUGCUUCUGGUCCGACUGGAUUAACGAGGACAGCCCCCACACCGGCGAGGGCGACCACGAGACUUUUGACGAAGUCUGUCGGGCCCCAGAGGACAUUGAGUGCCGGUCGGCCACGGAGCCCCACCUCAGCUGGGAGGAGCUGGGCCAGAAGGUGCAGUGUGACGUCUCCUCCGGGCUCGAAUGCAAGAACGAAGACCAGUUUGGAAACGGAUUAUUUGGACUCUGUUACGACUACAUGAUCCGAGUUAACUGUUGCUUGCCAAUGGAUGAGUGUCCCGAAACCUCAACCCCGCCUUCCUCGGCUCCAACCACUGCCUCUACCACCACACCUACGGCCUCACCUACCACCUCCCCGACUGCGUCCUCUACCGCGACACCAACAGUCUCCACAACCACUUCUACCACCUCGCCCACCACCGCCUCUACCACCACACCAGCCACAUCUCCAACCACGACGCCAACCCACACGCCUCCAGCUGUCUCGUCUACCCCCUCCACAGCGGUUCCGACGACAACAUCACCGACCACCUCUGCUACCACCACACCAGCCACGCCAGCCACACCCCCAGCCUCCUCACCAACUACCUCUGCCAUCUCAACACCCUGUCACGAGGACUGCAGAUGGACGGGCUGGCUGGACUCCGGGAAACCAGGCACUUCCAGACCAGGAGACUACGAACCCGUCGAGGGCGUCUGCAAAAAUGAAGACGGCCUGUGGGCAGUGAACAUCUCCUGCAGAGCUGUGAUGUACCCCAACGUUCCUCUUGAGCAGCUGGGCCAGCAGGUGACCUGUGACCUCACCCAGGGGCUGGUGUGCGAGAAUAAGAACCAGAAGCCAGGGGGACCCAUACCUCAGCCCUUCUGCAUCAACUAUGAGAUCAACGUCUACUGCUGCGGGCACUGUGGCCCCACAACCACCCCGAAGUCCACCACCCCACCCUCCACGACUACCACCACCGAGACCCCAACGCCAACCACUACGAGCACCUUCACGACCACCACCUCCACGGAGACCCCAACUGCCACACCUACCACUACCUCCACAGAGACCCCAACGCCAACUCCCACCACCACCUCCACGGAGACCCCAACGCCAACUCCCACCACCACCUCCACGGAGACCCCAACGCCAACUCCCACCACCACCUCCACGGAGACCGCAACCCCAACUCCUACCACCACCUCUGGGGAGACCCCAACCCCAACUCCCACCACCACCUCCACAGAGACCCCAACUACAACCCCAACCUCAACUCCCACAACCACCUCCACUCAAACCGCAACUGCAACACCUACUACCACCUCCACUGAGACCCCAACCCCAACUCCCACCACCACUUCCACAGAGACACCAACCCCAACUCCCACCACCACCUCCACGGAAUCCCCAACCCCAACUCCCACCACCACCUCCACGGAAUCCCCAACCCCAACUCCCACCACCACUUCCACGGAGACCCCAACUCCAUCAUCCACUGCAACUUCCACGGAGACGCCAACUACAACAUCCACCACCCCAGGAACCACAUCUCCCACCACACCAGGGGACACAACUCCCACCACCUCUGGGACCCCAACGGCACCUGUCAGCACCACAACAUCAACUGGGACCCCAACUCCAACUCCCACAACCACCUCCCCUGAGACCACAACUUCCCCCAUCUCCACACAGAAGUACUGCUGCGUGCUCAACGACACCUACUUCGCUCCAGGGGAGGUGGUGUACAACGGGACCCACGGAGGCAUCUGCUACUAUGUCAACUGCUCCGAGAACUGCACCUUCCAGUUCUUCAACUGGUCAUGCCCCUCCACUCCUCCGCCCACGUCCACGCCCACCAAACCCACACCCUCCUCGUCACCCAGCACCAGCACACCUGCCUCCCAGACCCCCACUACCACCCCAUCAACCACCCCCAAGAUCCCCGGCUGCCCAGACUUCGACCCUCCCAGACAGGAAAAUGAGACGUGGUGGCUGUGUAACUGCACCCAGGCCAUCUGCAAGCACGACAACACAGUGGAGCUGGUGCAGGUGGAGUGCAAGCCACCGCCCAUGCCCACCUGCUCCAACGGCCUGACGCCAGUGCGCGUCAUGGAUCCCGACGGCUGCUGCUGGCACUGGGAGUGCGACUGCUACUGCACGGGCUGGGGAGACCCCCACUACGUCACCUUCGACGGGCUGUACUACAGCUACCAGGGCAACUGCACGUACGUGCUGGUGGAGGAAAUCGUCCCCACGGUGGACAACUUCGGGGUCUACAUCGACAACUACCACUGCGACCCCACUGACCAGGUGUCCUGUCCGCGCACGCUCAUCGUGCGCCACGAGACCCAGGAGGUGCUGCUCAAGACCGUGAGCAUGGCGCCCAUGGUGGUGCAGGUGCAAGUGAACAAGCAGGCCGUGGCCCUGCCUUACAAGAAGUUCGGCCUGGAAGUGUACGAGUCUGGCAUCAACCACGAGGUGUCCAUCCCCCGGCUGGACGCGGUCAUCUCCUACAACGGCCUGUCCUUCUCCAUCCGGCUGCCCUACCAUCUCUUCGGCAACAACACCAAGGGCCAGUGUGGCACCUGCACCAACAACACGGCGGACGACUGCAUGCUGCCCAGUGGGGAGAUGGUCUCUGACUGCGAGGUGGCCGCCGACAAGUGGGUGGUGAACGACCCCUCCAAGCCCCACUGCCCACAGUCCAGCUUCACCACCAAGCGCCCGGCCCUCACCACGCCUGGAGGCGGCAGCCCCGGCCAGAGCUGUGCCUCCCCUCUCUGCGACCUCAUCAUGGGCAGCCUGUUCUCCAAGUGCCACAGCCUGGUGCAGCCCCAGCACUACUACGAGGCCUGCGUGUUCGACAGCUGCGUCGUGCCGGGCGAGCACCUCGAGUGCGCCAGCCUGCAGGCCUACGCCACCCUCUGUGCCCACGAGGGCGUCUGCAUCGACUGGCGCAACCACACCAACGGCAUCUGCUCGCUGAGCUGCCCGUCCCACAGGGAGUACAGGGCCUGUGGACCCGCCCAGGAGCCCACCUGCAAGUCCAGUGUCCCCGACACCCUGGAGCUGAACGACACCCAGCAGGUGGAAGGUUGCUUCUGUCCCGAGGGCACCAUGAGCUACGCCCCCGGCUUCGAUGUCUGCGUGGAGUCCUGCGGCUGCGUGGGACCUGACAACGUGCCCAGAGAGUUUGGGGAGCACUUUGAGUUCGACUGCAAGGACUGCGUGUGUCUGGAGGGUGGCAGCGGCAUCGUCUGCCGUCCCAAGAAGUGCCAGCUGAGCCCAGUGCCCAAGUGCACGGAGGAGGGCACCUACCCCGUCGUCGAGCUCAACCCGGCCCAGCCCUGCUGCAACACCACCACCUGCAAAUGCAACAUCAGCCUCUGCGAGGACAAAGCCCACACCUGUCCGCUGGGCUUCCAGGUGAAGAGGCAGCACGUGGCUGGCAAGUGCUGCCCAGUCUACUCCUGUGAGCCCAAGGGCGUGUGCGUGGUGGGAAAUGCCGAGUACCAGCCUGGCUCCCCAGUCUACUCCUCCAAGUGCCAGAAGUGCAAUUGCACCAGCCAGAGGAACAACACCACACAGCUCAACAUCAUCUCCUGCACCCACGUGUCCUGCCCCAGCUCCUGUGACCCCGGCUUCGAGAUGGUUCCGGUCAGUGGGGAGUGCUGCGGGAAGUGUGUACAGACGCACUGUGUCAUCAAGCAGCCCAGCGGCCACCACCUCAUCCUGCAGCCCGGAGACACGAAGAGUGACCCCAGCAACAACUGUACCUUCUUCAGCUGCGUGAAGAUCCAUAACCAGCUCAUCUCAUCUGUCUCCAACAUCACCUGCCCCGACUUUGACCCCAGUGCCUGCGUCCCUGGUUCCAUCAAGCUCAUGCCCAACGGCUGCUGCAAGACCUGCAUCCAUCGCAAUGAGACGCAAAGGCCCUGCUCCAUCGUCCCCGUCACCACGGAGGUCUCGCACGCUGGCUGCACCCGGAACGUCACCAUGAACUUCUGCGCAGGCUCCUGCCGCACCUUUGCCAAGUACUCGCUGGAGGCGCAAUCCCUGGACCACAAAUGCUCUUGCUGCAAGGAGGAGCGCACCAGCCAGCGGGAGGUGAUCCUGAACUGCCCCACGGGCAGCACCAUCAAGCACACCUACACCCACAUUGAGAGCUGCCUGUGCCAGGACACCAGCUGCGAGCCCCAGCGUCGUGGCCCCGGCCGCACCCGCCGCUCGGGUCCCCGCGGCCCACGUCCAGGCCUGGAGUGAGCAGGCUCUGCCGCUG